CCAUUCUUCUCAAACUUACCCAAGCACUCAAUGCUUCGACUACCACAAAAGUGCCAGCCACUACUCUGGCCAUCACCAAUGCCAGUACUGUGCCAAUCACUACUGGUAGCACAGGAACAUUCACCACUGCAUUGACCAAUAGUGUUCCAACAUCGACCAGUAACACAGUGACUAAUACCACUCAACCAAUAUCAGAUGUUAGCACUGGAACAAAGUCUAGUACUGGGAGAAACAGCCUCCUAAACA
Pelobates cultripes (western spadefoot toad) is the source of this 246-nucleotide messenger RNA. NCBI's taxonomy places the organism in Eukaryota, Metazoa, Chordata, Amphibia, Anura, Pelobatidae. The record is from the annotation of a GenBank genome assembly.